UUUCGGACUCUUUUAGGUUUGUGAGAAUCUCUGGUGUUCUUCUCACGUUCAGGUGGAUCACCAGACGGAACGUCUUCUCAUCUUCAGCUUAGCAGAGCUGUCAUGCUACCCAAAGUCGAGUCAGACUCUCUAGGACUCGCUCGAUCGCAUGGGGAACAGGGGCAUAUGCCUGGAAACAUGCAAGCCCCUCAGUUUAAAAUGAUGGACUACUCUUAUGAUGAGGACUUGGACGAAAUGUGUCCUGUGUGUGGGGACAAGGUGUCGGGAUAUCACUAUGGCCUGCUUACCUGUGAGAGCUGCAAGGGCUUCUUCAAGCGCACUGUGCAGAACAACAAGCGCUACACGUGCAUCGAGAACCAGAGCUGUCAGAUCGACAAGACCCAGCGCAAGCGCUGCCCUUUCUGCCGCUUCCAGAAGUGCCUCAAUGUCGGCAUGAAGCUGGAAGCUGUGCGGGCUGACCGCAUGCGUGGUGGGCGCAACAAGUUUGGCCCCAUGUACAAGCGGGACCGAGCACUGAAACAGCAGAAGAAAGCCCUGAUCCGGGCCAACGGGCUAAAGCUGGAAGCCAUGACCCAGGCUAUGCAGACGGUGCCGGCCGACCUCACCAUCUCCUCAGCCAUCCAGAACAUCCACUCGGCCUCUAAGGGCCUGCCGCUGAGCCACCAUCACCACCACCACCAUCACCACCACCACCACCAUGGCUCAUCCAGUGCGGGGCUCCCGCCAUCAGACUACGACCGCAGCCCGUUCGUCACGUCACCCGUCAGCAUGGCCAUGCCGCCCCACGGUGGCGGGAACAGCGGCCUGCAGGGCUACCAGCCAUACGGCCACUUCCAGAGCCGCACCAUCAAGUCCGAGUACCCGGACCCGUACACCAGCUCGCCCGAGUCACUCAUGGGCUACCCGUACGUGGACGCCUAUGCGGGUGGCUCGCCACCCAGCUUCCCGCACCUGGUGGCCGAGCUGCUAAAGUGCGAGCCCGAUGAGCCGCAGGUGCAAGCUAAGAUCCUGGCCUACCUUCAGCAGGAGCAGGCCAGCCGCGGCAAGCACGAGAAACUCAACACCUUCGGCCUCAUGUGCAAGAUGGCUGACCAGACGCUCUUCUCCAUCGUGGAGUGGGCCCGGAGCAGCAUCUUCUUCCGUGAGCUGAAGGUUGAUGACCAAAUGAAGCUCCUGCAGAACUCCUGGAGCGAGCUCCUCAUCUUGGACCACAUCUUCCGGCAGGUGAUGCAUGCCAAGGAGGGCUCCAUUCUGCUAGUCACAGGGCAACAGGUGGAUUAUGCCCUAAUUGCCUCCCAAGCUGGGGCUACCCUCAACAACCUCCUGAGUCACGCACAGGAGCUGGUGAGCAAGCUGCGUUCCCUCCAGCUCGACCAGAGGGAGUUUGUCUGCCUCAAGUUCCUGGUGCUGUUCAGCCUGGACGUGAAGAACCUGGAGAACUUCCACCUUGUGGAGAGCGUCCAGGAGCAAGUCAACGCAGCACUGCUGGACUAUGUCAUGUGCAACUACCCUCAGCAGACGGACAAGUUCGGCCAGCUGCUUCUGCGGCUACCUGAGAUCCGGGCCAUUAGUCUGCAGGCGGAGGAGUACCUCUACUACAAGCACCUGAAUGGCGACGUUCCCUGCAACAACCUGCUCAUCGAGAUGCUGCAUGCGAAACGUGCCUGAAAGUCGUGGGUGAACGAGGACGUACAGCAACCCAGCAAGCCAUGCCCGCCGAUCCCAGCGGUGCCCUUCCAGUUGAGCGCCGUCAGCCACCAGAGCCUCCAGACACUCAGACAGAGGCCUCACACCAUGACUCCGUGGUAUCUUUAUGGUGUCCUGCAUGGUUCAUGUUGAUUCCGUGGUUUGGUCCAAACAGGGAAAAGUAGAAUAAAUGAACACUUGAAAAUGAGUUUGGCAGGGACCGUCCUCCACCCCCAACCCACAAUCAAACAGAAAAUCAAACAAAACAAACUGUGAUAUAAUGACUUUUGAUCUCUAAGUGCGAGUAUCACUCAUCAUGUGGUUUCAUGAGCAGCUGAACUAACUUUCACUAAGACAAGCUGGAGGGUUUAAGAUAAGACUGUGACACCUCCUCUAAGAAUUAAACUCAUUUGCCAGCAUUGGACCUGUAUUUCAAUUUAGACUCAGCCAAAUGGCCCCCUAAUGUCUGUUUUAAGGCACACAAGUCACGGCAGAGGUUGUUUUGUGGUAUGAGGUGAACUGCAUCGGAUGGCAUCUUGCUUUGCUUUGAGACUAGUUUGCAGCCCCUCACCAAAAAAUGUGCAUCAAGACAUAAGAGGAAACACUGACAAACUGUAUGUAUCUUUUAGAAUGGCAGGCAUUUCUUCUUUUUACUCAAGAUGCUAAUAUAUGCCAAAUUCUUCCCUCACAAAAAAUCAAUUUAUGAACUUUUAUCUUUAAACAAACAACCGUGUUUUCAUUAAUUAGUUAUUGCAUAGUUCAGUUUGCCAACAUGGUUUUACCAGUUUGGUUAUGGAGGGAAAACAGAAGAUGAUUAUCUUCCUCUUAAGCUCCUCCUCCCAUCAGAAGUUGGAAUACAUGGUUCCAGAGCAAAGUGGAAGAUAUACUGCCUCAGUCAAAACAAGACCAAAGCCUGCUGCAGAACAAACGAAAAGAAAAAAAAAGACACCAACCUUAACUAUCAGUAUUAUGAAUUUGUGAUGUCACAGUUAUGUGAGUCUUGCCUUAUUUCAUCACCAUGCUAGCUAACUGUGCUGAUGUGAACUAUAACAUGUAAAAUAAAAAAGUAUAUAUAUAUUAAGUAUUAAUGUAAUACAAUUAAGAAGAGACAAGAGGUGUUUACAUUCAUGUGGUCAUGUGGGAGAGAACUGUGAUGUAAAUUGGAGGUGAGGUAAAUUGCAAAGCAAUGAUUUCUUCUAAAAAAGAAAAAUGUUUGUUUUUGUUAUUGUUUGUUUUUUGUUUUGUGUGUGUACAGUUUUAAUCUUGACCAGUACUUAAUUAUGUCGUGAGACACUAAAAUCAGAAAGGAAUCUCACUUAAUAUUUGUGUUUCAAACUUUUUGGUCUAUUGAUCAAUUUUUCGCUGAUUGUGCUUGCAUUAUUCUGUCAGUUUUAUUUUGUAGAACAUGAUUUUAUGUUCUGCUUUCUAAAUGUAUGUCACUGGUUAAGCUUAAAGAUAAACAUAAUUUAUUGAGUCCUGGUUUCACCAUUGUGUGUUUAAAGCAGGAGGAGGUCAUAUACAAUGUGUUUGUUUACUAAAGCAUGUUUUCAAAAAUGUAUAUACAAGAUACAGUUGAGGAGCCACAAAAUGAUCCAUUAAACCUCUGUUCAUCUCACCACUGUAAAAUUAUGAGAGCUGUACUCAAGUGGGGUGACUGACCAUUGCACCGCCUUCUACAAUAUGGUUUAAAACACAUUUCCAUCAGUUCUGUGUGUUCUAUACCAAAGACAGCAUCAGUCCUUUGACCUGUAAUUACCUGUUCUGCAUCACAAUGAAUGGACAACAGCUCUGAGCUUUUAUCUUCAUCUAUUGAUCAGUGUGGCAUUCCAUAUGGCCUGCUGGAAGGCUCUGGAUGUCUUACAUAAAUGUUGGGUCGUGAUUAGUGUUGGGACAAUAAUCAAUAUCACCACUUAAUGUUCGUUUCAGUCAUUAAUUAAAAUAAUUACCAUGGUUAUCACAUUUAUUGAAUUUUCAAAUGCACACAAAAAUAAAAUGUCUUUUACAUGUUAGCAUUAUAAUUCCCUUACGUUUAAUCACCUUUGUAUUAAAAAAAAAAAUGUUUUUAGCUUACAAAACUUGUCCCACAUCUACUCAUGACAUUUGAUGGAUUGUGUCUCACAAACCAGUGUAAAAUGAAGUAAAUUUUCUACAAGAAUCAGAAUGCUAAAACAGUGUUUGCUCAAUAGGAUGUACCAAGAAAUACACAUAUUCCCUUCUAUUUGCAUAUUUAAAUCCAGAAGUUACACAGUCAUAUAUUUCAAAUUCUUGCCUUUUUUUUCUUUAUUUAUUUAUGUAGUUUUUGUUUGUUUGUUUUAAGCCAAUACAACCAGUCUUCGUGGGUUUAGUGGCAAUAUAAAAUAUAUCCUCCAUUUGUUAUAAAUUCAAUGCAUGUGAACACAGACAAUCUUAAACCUAAAACUGCUAUCUGCCCUUCAUUACUAUACAAUUCCCCUCUGAAGUUUUGCAGCUGCCCUGUAUGCUUAGAAACCUCUGAGCAUUGAGUUCGGGAGCUAUUUUACAAGCCCUGGAUGCCAUAGCCUGAGCCAGGUUCUGUCACAGCGUUUCCUUUUGGUGAAUUCUAGCCCUCAUAUUUCAAUAAACUAGUAUUGCAAAUCA
Molecule: messenger RNA, 4302 nt
Organism: Electrophorus electricus (electric eel)
Lineage: Eukaryota; Metazoa; Chordata; Actinopteri; Gymnotiformes; Gymnotidae
Gene: nr5a2
Product: nuclear receptor subfamily 5, group A, member 2
Biological process (GO): hormone-mediated signaling pathway; tissue development; regulation of transcription by RNA polymerase II
Cellular component (GO): RNA polymerase II transcription regulator complex
Molecular function (GO): zinc ion binding; RNA polymerase II cis-regulatory region sequence-specific DNA binding; nuclear receptor activity
Source: RefSeq, a predicted model, not a curated record